UUCCCUGUUCUUUUGUUACCCUGUGCUCUCCUGUUCUCCAGCAUGGUGUGCUUGUGGUUCCCCCGGGGCACCUGGAUGGCAGCUCUGACUCUGAUAUUGAUGUUGCUGAGUCUUUCUCUGGCUUUGUCCAGGGACACCCGACCACGUUUCCUGUGGCAGGCUAGCCACGAGUGUCACUUCACCAACGGGACGGAGCGGGUGCGGUAUUUGCUGAGAUACAUCUACAACCGGGAGGAGUACGCGCGCUUCGACAGCGACGUGGGGGAGUACAGGGCGGUGACGGAGCUGGGGCGGCGGAGUGCUGAGUACUGGAACGGCCAGAAGGAGCUCCUGGAUCACAGGCGGGGCCAGGCGGACGCUUACUGCAGACACAACUACGGGGUUGGUAAGAGCUUCACGGUGCAGCGGAGAGUUGAGCCUGUGGUAACUGUGUAUCCAGCAAAGACUCAGCCCCUGCAGCACCACAACCUCCUGGUCUGCUCUGUGAAUGGUUUCUAUCCUGGCCAUAUUGAAGUCAGAUGGUUCCAGAAUGGCCAGGAAGAAGAGGCUGGGGUUGUCUCCACAGGCCUGAUCCAGAAUGGAGACUGGACCUUCCAGAUCCUGGUGAUGCUUGAAACCAUUCCUCAGAGUGGAGAGGUUUACUCCUGCCAAGUGGAGCACCCAAGCCUGAUGAGCCCUGUCACAGUGGAAUGGACACAGGUCACUGAGGGUAGCAGCUCUGUGAUCCUUUCCACAAAUACCUGUACCCCCUGAGGAGGUAAUUAUGCCUAGCAGGCAGUAAUGAAAUAGUCCCUGUUUGGAUCUUCUCAUGAUAUCACAGGACACAGUCACCCUCUUGGCCCUGGGUACCAGGCCCCUGCUUCCUCAGCUGGGCUUCUGCUUCCUGUGCUGUUGCUCUGAGUUGUGUAGAUGGUCAUUGUGAUCUGAGGAGAGGAGCGUCCUCUACAAUGCAGGGCCCUUCCUGACCUGAGGGGAAUGCGAUCUCAGCUCUGCCCUUUAUUAGCUCUGUCACUCUAGACAAGCUACUGAGCCUCACUGAGUCCCAGGCUCCUCACACAUCAGCUGUGUGGUCAAACCUCAUGUCAGGGAUGUGAUAUUUAAUGAGUUCAGUGCCUCAACCUUGUACCUCCUCAGUGAGAUUGUGAAAACUUUGUCGUCCUCAAGUGACUAGUUAUUCUAUUUUGCAGAACAGACUUCUUCCCCCAUUCUCAGAGCUCUGAAUCUCAAAAUCUCAAUUAGAGAAGUUGGAUUUGGGGUAAAAAUCACUAAAGCUGGCUUGUUC
This is a messenger RNA of Loxodonta africana (African savanna elephant), 1282 nucleotides long. Its product is annotated as HLA class II histocompatibility antigen, DRB1 beta chain-like. The record is from RefSeq and is a predicted model, not a curated record. Gene Ontology annotation, cellular component: membrane; MHC class II protein complex. The transcript is spliced from 4 exons. Bases 43 to 753 code for a protein of 236 amino acids. Gene Ontology annotation, biological process: immune response; antigen processing and presentation. NCBI's taxonomy places the organism in Eukaryota, Metazoa, Chordata, Mammalia, Proboscidea, Elephantidae.